AUGUCGUUCCCCGAGACGACACCGGUUCGCGCCGUUCCCGGCGCGUUCCUCAAUACUCCGGCUGUUGCUUCGCGCUUCCGCACUGAACAGGACCCAGUCAGCAAAAAUCUGUUUCCACGAUCCGAGUCUGGUCAGAGGGCCGCCUCCGGGUCGCUGCGCAGAAACUCGUCCUCCUCUACAUCUCGGUCACGCGCGCUGGGCCGCUCUGGCCUGGCAUCUAGCCAGACAACGGGCUCUCUUUUGGAUAUGACUGCACAAUCAGGCGACGCGGCCGCUGUCGCUCCCAUAAACCCUGUUCCCGUACGGCGCGUCGAAAAUAUCCCGCCAGUCGUGCGUGCUGCCAGAGCCAUCAACGGUUCACUAACCAGCGACGAAAACUUUCCCGACAUUGACUCGUACUGCAGACAGGGCGCAUCAUCCGAUUAUGAAAUUCCCGUCACCGACACCGCCUGGUCGCCCUUUCACAAGAUUCACAUGUACCCCAUACCAAACCAAGUCUUCGAUCACUACAACACCGGCGAGCUGCAGACACUGAUGGGAUUGUUCGCUGAAAUCAACCAUGCCUGGGUUGUUAUUGACAACUCGCUCUUCCUCUGGGACUAUACCAACAACGAUGCCGAGCUUAUUGGCUUUGAGGACCAGCCACACACCAUUCAAGCUGUCGCGCUUGUGCCGCCCAAGAAGGGUAUCUUCGUCAACACUAUUACCCAUAUCUUAGUUGUCGCUACCUCAUCCGAAAUCAUUCUCCUUGGCGUGUCGGCCGCCUUGACACCAGCCGGCACAAAAACCGUUUCACUCUACCAGACCAAGAUGUCACUCCCUCUGCGAGGCAGCGAUGUUCGCGUCAUCACAGGAUCAGCUGAUGGCAGAAUCUUCUUUGGUGGUACCAACGAUGUUGACAUUAGCGAGUUGUAUUACCAAUCGGAGGAGAAGUGGUUCUCCAACCGCUGCGGCAAGAUCAACCAUACGAAUCCAGGCUGGUCGUCGGUCGUCACUCUGCAGUCUGGCUUCUGGGGCAGCAAGAACCCCGAGCAUCUGGUCGACAUCGUCAUUGACGACUCACGAAAUCUGCUCUACACGCUGUCCAGCACAUCGACAAUCCGAACCUACCACAUGGAGGCACCCGACCGACUCAAUAAGGUUAUUGAGAAGGAAAAGGUUCACUGCCUUCGCGAUAUUGCUCACAUGAUCUCCCAGUCCAAGCUUCUCACGGAUCGAAUGAGAAUUGUGUCCAUCAGCCCCCUCCCGAAGCAGGAAGCAUCAAAAAUACAUCUCAUGGCAAUGACUGACACGGGCUGCCGAAUCUUCUUUAGUGCUACGAGCGCUGCAUCUUAUAUUUAUGGCUCCCAAAACAGCAUGAUUCCUCAAAGCAUGCAGGUUCAGUUCAUCAAAUUCCCACCAAGUCCCUCUCGCCGCUCUGCGCAAAUCGCCCAGCCUGCUGCGGCCGGUGCGGAGAACAGCAUUGAGUUGAGCUCACCGAUGCUUGUUCCUAGCAGACAUGGUGCGCGCUUUGCACCUGGCGUGUUUAUCGACUUUGUCGGAAAAGAAGACGACGCCAACGCUGAUACUCUCUUCCUCUCCGCCCCCGAGUCUGCCCGAAUCAAAAACACGAACAAUGCCACGCCUCUGCGCUACUACGAGCAAGCAUCUUGGAUCGAAAUCGGAAGCCGUGCUGAGGCUGUUGGACUCGUGACCAAGCCCUUUGCCGCCACCAACUCGCCGUGGGGCUUCGGUAACGAACUUGCUGUGCAGUUUGAUGAGACACCGCCCGAGAUUGCUAUCUUGACCAACACUGGCGUUCACGUUGUACGCCGUAGACGCCUUGUAGACAAUUUUGCCGCUGCAAUCCGCGAUGCACCUGGUGAGGAGGGUUUGGAUUUAGUGUGCCGGCGUCUGAUCCAGCUCUACGGUCGAAUAGAAACUGUUGCUACCGCUUUGGCUGUCGCUUGCGGACACGGAGGCGAUGCACGAAUUGGGUUGGCCCGGGCUGUUGACCAGACUACUCAAGACCGUGCUCGUGGUAUCUUUGUUGAGAUGGGUGGCCAGCCUACUCUUGCGGAGACGGAUGGCGCUAGCUUGACGACUGACUCCGUGCGACUUUCUUCGAGGCAUGAUGCCCUGUCACUCUAUCUCUCUCGUCUGGUCAGGAAGCUCUGGAAAUCCAAGGUCAUCAUACAGGGCGUCUCACCAACCGGCGGUCUUGCUGUCGUCUCCGCUGUUCCUAUCGACAGACUCAGUGCCACCCAAGAAAACUUGGAGCGUCUUCGCAAGUUCAUCGAAGCUAACCGUGGCCUUAUUCAAGGCAUGUCCGGUCCUUCUGACCUCCAGCGCACAGGUACACGCCAAGAAGAGAUUGCUCUGCAGGCCGAGCACCAGGCUUUGCACGCGCUACAGAAACUUAUGGAAAGCAUCUCAGAGGGUAUCUCAUUUGUUCUCAUGCUGUUUGACGAGCGUGCUUCCGACGUUUUUAUGCGACUUGACGAGCCUGCUCGACAGCAGCUUCGUGACCUCACCUACGAGACCUUGUUCUCCCAGCCGCACGGCAAGGACCUGGCCAAGGUCUUGGUCAAGGCCAUUGUCAACCGUAACAUUGAAAGUGGCUCCAAUGUCGAGACGGUGGCUGAUGCUCUCCGCAGACGUUGUGGCAGUUUCUGCAGUCCUGACGAUGUUGUCAUUUUCAAGGCUCAGGAGCAGUUGAAGCGUGCCUCUGAACAGCCUAUUGACACCACCCAAUCACGAAAUAUUCUUCUGGAGAGCUUGAAUCUGUUUGAAAAGGUUGCUGGCAGUUUGGCGUAUAGCAAUCUUCAGUCUGCUGUCAGCCAAUACGUGGACCUCAGAUACUACGCCGGUGCUGUGCAGCUGUGCCUUGUUGUUGCUCGGGAGAAGGACCGCGGCAACAGUGCCCUUCUGUGGAUUCAAGACGGCAAACCUGCCGGUGACCCUCGCGCCGAGGCUUUCGACGAGCGCAAAAGGUGCUACGAUAUGAUCCAUCAUGUUUUGCGCCACCUGGACCAGACCUCGAGCAGGGAACCCGAGCUCAUAGACGGGAAACCCACCGUGAUAGCGAUGAAGAGAAUGGAGACGUAUGACGUUGUGAAUGGCUCCGACGACGAGGUCUUCCACUUUGAUCUCUACGAGUGGUAUAUCGAGCAAGGCUGGACGGACCGCAUUCUGGCGAUAGAUUCGCCGCAUGUCGUCACCUUCCUUGAGCGUUUAGCCGGAACCAACAUCGAGCACGCCGACUUGCUGUGCCGCUUCUAUACCAACCGCAGCCGCUUCUUCAUGGCUGCCGAAGUGCAGGCUGGCUUGGCGCAGUCUGAGUUUGCAAUCGGUAUCAAGGACCGCAUCAAGCUGCUCAGUUUGGCCAAGGCCAACGCUAGUGUUACCACAGUCGGUGUGAGCAGGCAGCAGCAGCAGAUGCUCAACCACGAAGUCACUGACCUGCUGGACAUUGCCAACAUUCAAGAUGAUCUGCUCGGACGCCUGCGUGCCGACGAGCGCAUCGACCCCGAGAGAAAGGACGAGAUUGGAAAGGCUCUCGAUGGAAGUAUUCUCGACCUGUCGGAACUGUUCAAUAACUAUGCAGACCAGGCGGGAUACUAUGACCUUUGCCUUGUCAUCUACCACACCGCCAACUACCGCAACCCGACAACCAUUUCGACGACGUGGAGCAACCUCAUCCAACAAACUCACGAUGAAGUAAUUUCGCGUGGGGAGGAGCUCCAGCCCGGCCAGGCCGAGCCCCCGCUCCCGUACGAGGCCGUCAGCAGCAAGAUCCAAAACAUUGCGCACUACACGUCUCUGGACAGCUUUGUCUUUCCCAUCCAGACACUGCUGCCGGAGCUGUGUCGCUAUGCCGUCGCCUACCAGCAAGAUGCGACGAUUGGCGCCAACGCCAUGUGGCCCGUGCAGCUCUUCCUGUCGCUCGGCGUCUCGCACAAUAUGAUUGUGCAGGUGUUGGAGAAUAUUUUUGACACGCAAGACCACGGCUUCUCCGGCAUGGUGCGCAACCGCAUGAUUGAACUCAUUGUCUUCGUGGUCAAUGAGUGGGCAGCCGAGGCCAGACGGCGCGGCGGACAGGCCAAUGGUGGUACUAUUGGUGCUGCGGUCGGCGAGCUGCUUGCGCGCUGCGAGGCUGCGCUACCACCGCCCGGCCAUGGAAAUAACAAUGGCGGCGCGGAUCUUGCGGAUAUUAGACGCGUGCUCAAGGCUCUGCGACGCGAAGUCGCGGGCCUCGUGGAGCGUGCGCCGUCGGCCAGUUUGCGCUGGUAG
Molecule: messenger RNA, 4272 nt
Organism: Akanthomyces muscarius
Lineage: Eukaryota; Fungi; Ascomycota; Sordariomycetes; Hypocreales; Cordycipitaceae
Exons: 3
Coding region: 1-4272 (1423 amino acids)
Biological process (GO): protein import into nucleus; transcription-dependent tethering of RNA polymerase II gene DNA at nuclear periphery; protein localization to nuclear inner membrane
Cellular component (GO): nuclear pore inner ring; nuclear pore
Molecular function (GO): structural constituent of nuclear pore
Source: RefSeq, a predicted model, not a curated record